AUGCUAAGAUUCAAGAUACCAUCAUUGAGGAGCUCCAUCAAAUGCUUUUGUCGUGGUUAUUCACAAAGACCAACACCACCAUUCACAGCUGGACAACCGUUGUUUGAAACCAGGCCAUUCAUGGUCAAACCUGGGGAAUUAACACCUGGUAUAACAGCUUUAGAAUAUUUCCAAAGAAGAAUAGACUUAGCCUCAAAAUUACCAGAUAGUUCACUUGCAAUUGUUGUUGGUUCACAAGUUCAAUUUGCCUCAGGGAGUGUGUUUUAUGAUUUUCAACAGAAUAAUGAUUUGUUUUAUUUAUCUGGUUGGAAUGAACCCGAUUCAGUUAUUGUCAUUGAAAAACCAAAUAAUAAGCUAGAAGAUGUUAUCUUCCAUAUGGUUGUUCCACCUAAAGAACCUUUAGCUGAACAAUGGGAUGGAUUUAGAACAGGUGUUGAAGGUGCUGUUGAAGUAUUCAAUGCUGAUGAAUCCGAACAAAUUUAUAGAUUGGCUCCAUAUUUAGAUAAAUUAGUCCAGAGAAAUAAAAACGUCUUUAUUGACUUACCAGAGGGCACAAAGAAGCAGACCACAUCAUCUACAUUCACAAACUUCUUCAACAUUGGGGGCAAUAAGAAAUUAACAUCUGUUCAAGAGUUGUUGAAAACUUCCGGUUCAGGGAAAUCUAUUAAACCAUUAUCACCAUUUAUAACGGAAAUGAGAACUAUUAAGUCUGAUGCUGAACUAAGAAUCAUGAGAAAAGCGGGUCAAAUAUCUGGAAGAGCUUACAACCAAGCAUAUGCUAAGCGCUUCAAGACUGAAAGAACUCUGAAAUCUUAUCUAGAGUAUAGAUUCAUAGCGGGUGGAUGCGAUAAGCCAGCUUAUAUUCCUGUUGUUGCAGCUGGGUCCAAUGCUCUUUGUAUUCACUAUACACGUAAUGAUGAUUUAUUUUAUGAGGAUGAGAUGGUGUUGGUAGAUGCUGCUGGUUCAUUAGGUGGUUAUUGCUCGGACAUUUCAAGAACAUGGCCUUCAUCUGGUAAAUUUUCACCCGCUCAAAAAGAACUAUACCAAGCUGUUUUGAAUGUUGAAAAAGAAUGUAUUACAAACUGUACAGAGAACCACAACUUCAGCCUUCAAGACAUACAUGACUUGAGUGUUGGAUUGAUGAAGAGGGAGUUGAGAAAUUGUGGGUUUGGUGAACUAACCUACAGUGAUAUUACAAAAUUGUAUCCACAUUAUAUAGGCCAUAAUCUGGGUCUAGAUGUCCAUGAUGUUCCGCGUCAUUCGAGAACUGCUAAAUUAAAAGCUGGUCAAGUUAUCACUAUUGAACCAGGUGUUUACGUUCCCGAUGAUCAUGCUUUCCCUGCAUCAUUUAGAAAUAUUGGUAUCAGAAUUGAAGAUGACAUUGCGGUGGGUAAAGAUACGUACACCAAUCUAACAGUUGAAGCAGCAAAGGAGAUUGUGGAUAUUGAAAGAAUCGCUGAAGUGGGAGUGACUACACCUUUGGAUGACGAGGUUGUAGAAGUAUUUUAG
Messenger RNA from Hansenula anomala, 1509 nucleotides. RefSeq names its product aminopeptidase (gene ICP55). NCBI's taxonomy places the organism in Eukaryota, Fungi, Ascomycota, Saccharomycetes, Phaffomycetales, Wickerhamomycetaceae. Gene Ontology annotation, molecular function: manganese ion binding; metalloaminopeptidase activity. Gene Ontology annotation, cellular component: mitochondrion. The transcript has a single exon. Bases 1 to 1509 code for a protein of 502 amino acids. The record is from RefSeq and is a predicted model, not a curated record.